UAAUAUCCCUGAUCUUCUGUUCUUCAGAAAUAACUCAGCUCCAUAGAAAGUACUGCUUACUCUGUUUAUAAUAUCCUCUAGCGUUUGUUCAAAAUUAUACCAGUUUUAAUAGCACAGAGCAACAGAAGGGCAACACUGGUAUUUUAUUUUAUUGGAUGUAUUUAUCCUUGUACACAUGCAAUCUUAUUUGGUGCCCAAAUGAUAAUAUGCAUUGUUUUGUUUUUAUAUAGGUACCCUUUCUUUUCUUAGCAGCCUUACAUCCCUUUGGACAGAAUGCAAGAUUUAAAUGUGACAUUGGGAACACGACAAAAGAGGAGGGGAUACAUCAAAUCACUGCUUCAGAUUCCACAGGCUUUUUUAGUUACUGCUUCGUAAUGUUUGUUUGGCCUUAAUGGCAUGUAUAUAAAAUAAUGCAUCUGUUCUUAUGUUCUGUUUUGCAUAGUUUGAUUUCUCUUUGUAUAUAAAAUUGUAGGAUUGAUUUAUACUUCACUUGCCUAAACUAAAAUACUAAAUCUGUACUAUUCCUGUACCAGGAAUCACAAUUCAAUGGGAGGAGCUCUACAAGACUGUAGGAAGGGCAGAUGUUGACUGUUAUUUCUCUGUCCAACCUAUGGCUUCUUCUAAGCUUUUAGGUGGAAGCAGCAGCUGUACUCAGAUGCACUCUUCCUUCCACACUAUAGUAACAUGCAUCCCAAGGUGAAUGAAGGUAAUUGUUCCUUUUGGACUUUCCAGAACUUGACUAUAUGUAUCAUACUUAUAGAGCUCUGUAGGGUACAAGGUGAAAUAAUUACAAAAAACAAAGAUGUGGAAGUUGGUGGCAGAGUUACUUUGAGAUGUACAUUAUCAAAGCUGUAUGACACUAUUCAAGUUACAUGGCAGAAAGAAAUGAAUGGAAGUGUUGUAAAUAUGGCAACAUAUCAAAGUGGAAAAGGUCCAAAUAUCCUCCCACCAUACAAUCAUCAAAUCAAUUUCACAGUUUUAGGAGUCAAUGAUACUGCGAUCACCUUUUGGAAUGCUAGUAUCCAAGAUGAUGGGUGCUACCGAUGCAUAUUUAAUACAUUUCCUUUAGGAUCUGUCACAGGAAAGCCGUGUCUUUCUGUUUACACCCACCUCAGCAUCUUUAUAUACUACAAAACCUCUGAUAGACAUACAAAUGCUACCUGCUUUGCAUCCGGCUUCCCACGCCCUUCUAUCUCAUGGCUUCCACCAGGACACAAAAUGAAUGAAAACCUGAUCACAAAUCCCAAUGGCACUGUAUCUGUUAUGCGCAGCAUCUUUGCAAAUACCUCAGGAAACCAUGCUGGACAAGAGCUGAUCUGCAGAGUUAAACACAGAAGAAAAGAGGUGGACCUCAAACUGGCAUUAUUAGGCAGAGGCCACAAUCAUCAGGAUUAUUUGGUUCUAAUUCUACUGGCCCUAAUGCCUAUGAUCAUUCUUAUGAAUUAGGUACAUUAUUGAGGCAAGACAGGAAAUAAACACAGUGGUUUCAAAGAGAUUCUUCAGUCAACCCCCAACACUUAAUUCCAUAGAAAUGAAAAACAAAAGCCUCAGUAGAUCUUGCCAAACUAGACUGAACAGAGUGGUGUUGCAACUGCACUUUAAGACUGAAAAAUAAUAAUCCACCAAUAAAUUUGGUAACAGAGGUGAAAGUGACGCAGAAAACACUGGACUGAAAUGAUCUGGCAAUGAUAUUACCUUGAUCCUCUGUAAAAGCUGAGCAAAUGAAACAUAUCAAUUUCAGAUAUUCAUGGCAAAGGGAGAAAUAGGUCAUGGAGAUAGACGUUUUACUGAAUCUUACAUUUUCUAUGAGAAUUAAUUCCUGAAAUGAUUCUAUUGCUGUGAUAAACAGCUAUUCCUUGUGCCUCCAUUCAGUGGUUUUUAUUCCCCUGCCUUUUCAGAUGAUAAACCAUAUUACUUAACCUACUUUAAAAUGAGGUAGAUCAUCCCUACUAAGGGGCCAUUCACGCUUACUUUUUUGAACGAAGAGAUUUGCAUCUCUGCACUGAUUCAGAACCAAUUCAGAAUCGGUUCAGUGUUCCUAUUACAUUUACUGUGCUCAAACCUCUCUGUGCCAUUUUAACCCUGUUGUCAUUCACAUUUGCCACUGUAUCAAUUUAAAAUGGAGAUGCCUCCAUCUCCAGGAGCAAUGCAGCAUGACCUAAAUCGAUUCAGUAGCGAGUUCACACUACCAAAGCAAAUCAUAGUGGCUCUUAAAAACAAACUGCUAAGGGAUCUGAUGCCAAAUGCACGGCUUAAGUGGGCUUUUUGCUCCCCCUCUCCCCCCCCGCAAACUGCACCGAUUGCACUUAUUUCACAGAAAUAAACUGAUUCCACACCGAUAUAUUUCCAUAGUGUGAAUGGCCCCUGUUUCAAGGUCUUCCUGUAAAUGCUGCUGUGGGGCCUCUUUGGCUUUCUGUUUCAAGCCCUAUCCUCAAGAUAUCCUUGCCUUCAUUAUAACCUCCUUUGUGGCUGCUUCUGCUAUAAAAGAAAAAACACAGCAAUCUUUGUACUGAGUAUGGAAACACUUGCUGCAUUUUAUUUAAAGGAAACCAGCUAAUUGCUGUAGCUGGCUAUAUUUUCUGAGUUUUUAAAAAUGGUUUUUGUAUUAUAUUAUGUUUGCUUCCCUUCUCUUUCACUUAUAAAUCAUAUUAAACUUUUCUAGAGAUGUCAAAUACACAGUAAAUGCAUAUGUAUAUAAAUUAGAGAUAGUAUGCUAAGAAAUCUAUAUGAAGGAACUGAAGAAAUGAUUUGCCCCUUUGUAGAACUUUAAUUAUUUCAAAAUCCUUUGGAAGACUGCUCAUUUAAUCAGACAAAGGAGUAAAGAAGGGAAAUGCUUUCUCAAGUGCAGCAGCAUUAGUAUGCAAACUUGUGCCUAUGGCUAAAAUCCUGCUGGUUAGUUCCAGUUUAGGUAGAUCCAAUAAGUAAAUUGUUGAACAGUGGAAUGACUCUAGUUAGGGCUAAACUGGGAUUUAGACCAACAAAAUUAUAUCAGCUACUUUAGCUAUGAUAAAAACAACAACAACAUGACAAAGAAGAAAGCUGAGAAUGCUGCUGAAGUUCAAUUUCCCUCAGUUUGAUCUGGAGAGGAGCAUUUUGAAAGUUAUGUUUCUCAAAUAAUCAUUAAUUUGGCAGGAAGCCUAUCACACAGCAUUGCUUUUCAAAAUACUAACCUUUUAGGAAUUUUCUACAUUGACCCAAGCAGGACCCAGAAGGAUUCAGCUAAGAAUUGUCUUACCAAACCUUCUUAGUUGCUUUGCCAUUCUGUCUCAACUCUACAUUGCACUGGAACAUACUCGUUUCCAUGACUCAACCACAGCAGAACUUCACUACUAAGCAGUGAUAGCUUAGCUGCCAUUAUGUUUUUUAUGUACCCUCCCUUACUCAUUUUGCAGUCAAGAAGAAGAAGGCAGAUACCAACUGCUGGCUUAAAUCUAAUUAGAACUUGGUAAAAAAAGGCAAUGACCAUUUUAAUCAGGCAGGCUUUGGGCAACUGACUGAGAAAAAUGCUUUUAACAGAUGGGUCCUGUAUUUUUAAAAACAUUGCUCUGUUCUAAAAUUACUUAAGAAUUCAAAAUGUUAUAUAAUUAAGAUACAGUUGAAUCAAUUCUCUCUCUCUCUCUCUCUCUCUCUCUCUCUGUGUGUGUGUGUGUGUGUGUGUGUGUGUAUUCUGUCUGUCUUUGCUGAUAAUCUUAUUGAAAGCUGCUCUGAGUCUUGGUUUGGGGGUGGGAUAAUACAGUCAUUCUCAAACUGUGGAAUGGGACCCCCAAGGGGUGAGAGUUGCUCAAGAAGGUGUGUGAGACUUGGAGGCUCUAAUCCUUCCUUUCCUCCUCCUUCUCCUCCUCCUCCUCCUCCUCUACUACCACCACCACCUCUUUCUAAACCUUUUCUGUCCUGGUGGGGAAGAGAAAGGAGAGAAGGACUUGGAAUGUCCACCUCUGCCUGAGCAGGGAGGAUGACAAGGAGAAGAGUGCAGAAGAUCACUGGAUCAUGGGCUCUGGCGGGGCCCACCUGAGCCACUGCUUCUUCUUCCUUCUGUCUUGUCACUGCUCCAGUUAUUUGGAUGAGAUGCUGCCGCUGCCUCAGCCAGCAGCCCACACAGUCCAGUGUGCCCUAGGUCCACAGGAGAGCCAACAAACAUAAUAGCCCCUGGUGGCAGUGGUGGCCUGCAGCACCUCUGGUUUGGGGCUACUGCCAUCACCUGGCUAUGGCUAGGCCCCUUCAGAGGCAGAGGAGAAGUGGCCUCUGUGGCUCCCCUUCUGAGCAACUGGCACAUCGGAUUGGCCAGCUGAGGAGGAACUGUGCAAGUACAUCGCUUCCUGUGAGCCACUGGAGCAGAGCAUGUGGCCUUGGUUCAUGUGUGCCUGUACCAUGUGCCUGCAGUCUCCUGGCUGGCCAGCUGGAGACUUCCACGCACAGUUGGAGGCACAUAUGAAGCUGUUCCUCUGGACUGGUAAGACAGGGAGGUAUGCAAGGCAGGGGCUGGAAAAGUCCCAAAGAGUGAAAGAAUGAACAAAGAGGACUUUGGGCAGUCAUUGAAGGCAUUGAGGAUGGUAGACAAUCAGAACCCGCUUCCAAGAGGCCCAGUUUCUAUGCCCCCCCCCCAACAUGUAUAUUUGUACAUAUGUACAUUUGUUCUCUCUCACAUUCAAUCACACUGUUUCUCUCACACUUGUUCUUUCAUAUGGUUACUCUUGCAGGGAUUCAUUCACAUUAAUUUUCUAAGUUGUUGACCCUCUGAGAGGAAUUUCUUUCAGUCUCAAAUUCCUUUUUCUCCAUAGACAAAAAAGCACUAGAUUUUCCAGAACAAAUUGGUUAUCAGGGAAGUGGUCCUUCCUUUUCAUGUGUGCUUCAAGCAAUGACAAUUAGAGCAAUUACCUCCCGCCCCUCCAGAGGCUGCAACAGCAGCAGAGAUAUCCAGCUGGCUAACUGCUAGUCAGCUGGCUUCUGCUACCUCACCAUCACCACCCCAUUUGCUUAAUUUGGCAGGGAAUUACAAGCCAUGCCAUUCAGGUACAUGACUAAAAGUGUCUGGCAGAUGUGAGGGCCUGCCCACCCAACCACAAGGUGUAAGAUGAAUGUGUGAGUUCUGUCUAAAACCCAGAGCUGAAGAACCACAGAAGAACCAAACAAGAUGGUUCCAUGCAAAGCAUUGAUGUGACAAAGAUAUUUGGCAACCGAGGCGAGGAAAGUCUGAGGAACUUGGAAGCUGAGGUAGGGUGCCGUCCAGGUGUGACGAACCAUGACUGGGAAGGUGCUUAUCUCCUGAGUCGCCAUGAAGAGGAACUGACAGGACAAUGGAGUUCUCUGAACAGAACUAGAGAUUUUGAACAGAACAAGUUGCUUGGAACAGCCUGUCUUACCUCCCAAAAGAGGAAAUUGAGUAAUGGGCUGCAAUAGUGCAAGAGAGCCAGAGAGAAGACAAAGUAUAAAGACCCUGGACUUUCAUCUCCAGUUUGUUGGCAUCAUCCGUGGCAACGGUGUCAUCCCCAACCUUCGAGAACAACUGAUCAAUGUUCAGCAGAAGGAAAGUGUGUGUGAGUAUUGUAUGAAUGUGCGAAUGAAAGAGCUCUUGAUAAUCAAUG
Sceloporus undulatus (fence lizard) is the source of this 5582-nucleotide messenger RNA. RefSeq names its product OX-2 membrane glycoprotein-like. Bases 685 to 1446 code for a protein of 253 amino acids. The transcript has 6 exons. The record is from RefSeq and is a predicted model, not a curated record. Gene Ontology annotation, molecular function: cell-cell adhesion mediator activity. Lineage: Eukaryota; Metazoa; Chordata; Lepidosauria; Squamata; Phrynosomatidae.